AUGACUGGAGGAUCAUGUGGCGAAGUGGUGCGUUCUAUUCUACGAUCGCACUGUGACGGAUCUCAAGGCAGCAUCGAAUAUAUCGAGUUGUUUUUGGACUUCGAGAAUGCUUCUCCGCGUGAGGAAGAACGCUAUCUGUUUGACCUCUGUGAAAAGAUACUAAACCAGUGUACAGAAGUGCUUGCUGAUGUGAAAUGCUAUGGAAAAGGCGCAACUGACGAAGUUCGGCAAUCUCUGCAGAAUCCGCAUGAUCUUGCUUUGAGAGAUUUGGCUUUGAGUGUGGUUGCCGAUUUUGUUGCACGGAUACGAUGCUAUUUCGAGCUUUCACUGAGGAUCGAAAAGCUGGUGCCGGAAUUAUUGUGGGAUCUUUGUUCUGGGCCGCUUCCACCCGAAGAGCAACUGGACAGAAAACAGUCGUUAGCUCGACAGUUAGCCCGUCUAGUUGACUUUGUUCUGGAUUUUGACGCUGUAAAGAUGUGCACUCCUGCUCUACAGAACGACUUCAGUCACUAUCGACGAGGAAUUGGGUUGGGGCUGCUUGACAACAACGCAUCAGAGAUAGAGCUUGCAAAUUCCAUAUCUCUAUUUCUUGCUGCUCCUACUCCAAUGUUGUCAAGCCUGAGCUCUGCAACGUUAGAAUUCGUACGAUCUCAUCCGACACUUCCAAUCGGAAACACAACUGAUACCCUAGCCACCAUUGUCAGGUGA
Cooperia oncophora is the source of this 708-nucleotide messenger RNA. NCBI's taxonomy places the organism in Eukaryota, Metazoa, Nematoda, Chromadorea, Rhabditida, Trichostrongylidae. The record is from the annotation of a GenBank genome assembly.